ACAGAAGAGAGAGAGAGAGAGAGUUUAAGGGAAGGGAAGGGAAGGGAAGGGAAGAGAAGAGAAGAGAAGAGGCAGAAGAGUGUCACAUGGCAUGUGAGCACCAGCUGUGUCCACUCCCUUACUUCUCUCAUCUCCCUCUCUCUCUGUGCACUGUGUUUUGUUAUAUAAAUACCAUUCUUACCUUUCUCAGUCUGUCUUUUGACUCUCUCUCUCUCUAGACUCCAUAGCCAAGCUAUUCUCUGAGCUCUCUCUCCCCCUCUCGGAUGGCUGAGUCCGAGCUCAGACCCUGAACCCCUAAGGGAGGAUAUCCCCUCACUUCUACUUCUACUUCUCUCCUCCUCCUCCUCCUCCUCCUCCUCCUGUUUUUCGUUUCACUUUUUCUGCUGCUCCUGAAAGAUGAAGAAACCCCUGCAACUCUACCCCUUCUUCGUUUUCCUCUGCCCCGUUUUGAGCUUCCUCCUCCUCCAGGCCGACUCCGCGGCUCUCCCCGGGGACACCCAGCUGCUCCUCAGCUUCAAGUCUGCCAUUAAAAACCCUGCUUCUCUCCAGAACUGGGUAUCCACGCAGAGCCCGUGUAGCUUCUCCGGCGUCACCUGCAUAUCCCUCCGCGUCACCUCCAUAGACCUCUCCUCCUCCGACCUCUCCGCCGACUUCCACUCCGUCGCGGCCUUCCUCCUCCCCCUCGACUCCCUGGAGACUCUCACCCUCAGGGCCACCAACCUUACCGGCACCAUUUCCCCGCCCGCCGGAGCCAAAUGCGGAGCUUCACUCAGCAGCUUAGAUCUGUCCCUCAACUCCCUCUCCGGGCCCUUCUCCAGUAUCUCGAAUCUGGCCUCCUGCUCGAGCUUGAAGCGCCUGAACCUUUCCGGCAACUCCUUGGACUCAUCCGUCGAAGACAAGGCGGGGCUGAAGCUCAGCUUGCAGGCUUUUGAUCUAUCUUUCAACAAGAUUUCCGGCCCGAGCCUCGUGCCGUGGGUAGCCGCCACCGGCUGCAUCGAAAUGACCAUUUUGUCCCUGAAGGGGAACAGGGCAACUGGUGAAGUCGACGUCUCCAAGUGCGGGAAGCUAGCCUACCUGGACAUUUCGUCGAACAACUUCAGCGCCACUCUCCCCAAGCUCAGCGACUGCUCCGCCUUGGAGCACCUCGACCUCUCCUCGAACCGGUUCUACGGCGAGGUCGGGGGCUCGCUCUCCAGGUGCUCACAGCUCAGCUUCUUGAACCUCUCCACCAACCACUUCUCAGGUUCAAUCCCCUCGCUUCCCACCAAGAACUUGCAGUUCCUUCACCUGUCGAGCAAUGAUUUCCAGGGUGCAAUCCCCUCGAGCUUGUCCGAUGCCUGCUCCACUCUCCUCGAGCUCGACCUCUCGCACAACAACCUCUCCGGCAGCAUCCCGAGCAGCUUGGACUCGUGCUCUUUGCUACAGUCCCUUGACAUCUCCAACAACAACUUCUCUGGCCACAUCCCGAUGAAUGUCCUGUUCUCGGGCAUGACCGGCUUGAAGAAACUGGUUCUGUCAUUCAAUUACUUCAGCGGGCCCCUGCCCGACUCCGUCUCGAAGCUUCCCGAUUUGGAGACGUUGGAUCUGAGCUCAAACAGCCUCUCCGGUUCGAUUCCGGGCGGGCUCUGUCAGAAUCCUAGCACCAGGUUACAAGUUCUGUACCUUCAGAAUAAUCUCUUCGCUGGUCUAAUCCCGCAGUCUCUCAGCAACUGCUCCCAGCUCGUCUCGCUCGACUUGAGCUUCAACUACUUGUCAGGAAGCAUCCCUUCGAGCCUCGGGUCCCUACCGAAGCUCAAAGAUCUAAUCCUUUUGCUGAACCAGCUCGAAGGCGAGAUACCGACUGAGUUAAUGUACAUCAAGACGCUGGAGAAUCUCAUCCUCGAUUUCAAUUACCUGACAGGAAACAUCCCCGCGGGACUGAGCAACUGCACUGACUUGAACUGGAUCUCGCUCUCGAACAACCGUCUGAGCGGGCCGAUCCCUGGUUGGAUCGGGCAACUUUCGAACCUGGCAAUCCUCAAGCUCAGCAACAACUCCUUCUCGGGCAGCAUCCCUCCCGAGCUUGGGGACGCCCGGAGCCUGAUUUGGCUUGAUCUGAAUACCAAUCUCCUCAACGGGACCAUACCACCACAGUUGUUCAAGCAAUCGGGGAAGAUCACAGUGAAGCUUCUAAAUGAUAAGAGGUACGCCUACAUUAAGAAUGAUGGGAAAAAAGAAUGCCACGGGGCAGGGAAUCUGCUCGAGUUUGCAGGCAUUAGGCCCGAGCAACUCAACAGGAUGUCGACUCGAAACCCAUGUAACUUCACUAGGGUCUAUAAGGGAGUCAUUGACCCAACAUUCAAAAACAACGGGUCGAUCAUUUUCCUCGACAUCUCCCACAACCUACUAUCGGGCAGCAUUCCAAAGGAGAUCGGGUCGAUGUAUUACUUGUAUGUGUUGAACUUGGGCCAUAACAAUAUCUCAGGUUUGAUCCCCCCUCAGAUCGGGCAGCUGAGGAAUCUGAACAUUCUCGACCUGUCGAGUAAUCACUUGGAAGGAACGAUUCCUCAGGCCCUUGUAGGAUGCUCCAUGCUCACAGAAAUCAACCUGUCGAACAAUUUCCUCACUGGCCUGAUCCCUGAGAUGGGCCAGCUCGGGACGUUCCCGACUUCGAGCUUCCUCAACAAUACAGGCCUGUGCGGGAUCCCUCUGGCAGCGUGUGGUGCUGACUCAGGGGCAAAUGCAGGCUCUCAGCACCAGAAGUCCAACAGGCGGAGGGCCUCUCUUGUGAGUAGUGUCGCCAUGGGAUUGCUAUUCUCACUUUUCUGUAUCUUUGGGCUGAUUUUUGUGGCAAUGGAGACGAGGAAGAGGAGGAAGAAGAAGGACGCAAACUCGUCUUCUUUCGAUGUUUACGUGGACAGCCUCGCGCACUCGGGAGCCAUGAACUGGAAGCUUACUAGCGCUCAGGAAGCACUGAGCAUAAAUCUUUCCGCAUUUGAGAAGCCGCUCCGAAUGCUUACCUUUGGUGACCUGCUUGAGGCCACAAAUGGGUUCCAUAAUGACAGUUUGAUCGGAUCAGGUGGGUUUGGGGAUGUGUACAAGGCCCAAUUGAAAGAUGGGAGUGUCGUGGCGAUCAAGAAGCUCAUCCACGUGAGCGGGCAGGGGGAUAGGGAGUUCAUGGCUGAGAUGGAGACGAUAGGGAAGAUCAAGCACCGCAACCUCGUAUCCCUGCUCGGUUAUUGCAAGGUCAAGGAGGAGCGGCUUUUGGUCUACGAGUACAUGAAGUACGGUAGCUUGGAGGACGUCCUCCAUGACCAUAAGAAGGCUGGUGGAGUCAAGCUAGACUGGGCUGCAAGGAGGAUGAUUGCAAUCGGCGCAGCGAGAGGAUUGGCUUUUCUCCACCACAACUGUAUCCCUCACAUCAUCCACCGAGACAUGAAGUCGAGCAAUGUCCUACUCGACGAGAACCUUGAGGCUAGGGUGUCGGACUUCGGGAUGGCAAGGUUAAUGAGUGCAAUGGACACCCAUUUGAGCGUUAGUACCCUGGCAGGGACCCCAGGAUAUGUUCCUCCCGAAUACUACCAGAGUUUCCGGUGUUCUACAAAGGGUGACGUCUACAGCUAUGGAGUGGUCCUCCUCGAGCUUCUCACAGGGAAGAGGCCCACGGACUCAGCCGAUUUUGGGGACAACAACCUCGUCGGGUGGGUAAAGCAGCAUGCGAAGCUUAAAAUUAGUGAUGUUUUUGACCCUGUACUCCUAAAGGAGGACCCAGGCCUUGAGAUCGAGCUAUUGCAACACUUGAGGGUCGCGUGCAUUUGCUUGGACGACCGGCCCUUCAAGAGGCCCACUAUGAUCCAAGUCCUAGCCAUGUUCAGGGAGAUCCAGGCAGGGUCUGGGUUUGAUUCAGUUUCCACAAUCGCGACCGAGGAUGGAGGGUUUGGUUCGAUCGAGGUUGUGGAUAUGAGCAUAAAGGAGGUGCCCGAGUUCAAAGAAGUGUCGGACUUUGGCAAGCGCUAGACCAGAUCAAGGUUUACAAGGGAGGCCCGAUCAAUUUUUCCCCGACGAUUCUUUCCGGAAAAGGAGGGCGGACGGAACGGAUUUUUCUUUUCAUUUUCACCUUUGAUCUUCUCCUUGUUCUCUCCUCUUGUGUUUACAGUCUCCUUGAAUAUGGGAUUUAGCCAAUCUUGUAAUUUCCCGCUGUAUCUCCAUAGUUCUAAUGUAUAUGUAUGAUAUUGUAAUCUUCACAGAGAAUCUUUGUUCUUAUACGUUAAAGAAGAAGAGGUUGUCCAUUUUCAUCGUGUA
Messenger RNA from Punica granatum (pomegranate), 4281 nucleotides. Lineage: Eukaryota; Viridiplantae; Streptophyta; Magnoliopsida; Myrtales; Lythraceae. The record is from RefSeq and is a predicted model, not a curated record.